UAGCAUUAGCAAAGCAAAGCAAAGCAAAGCACCCAGAGACGCAGAAUACAAGGGGAGACGAGACGAGACGCGACACGAGACGGACCAACCCCAGUACACACCACCAACGAACGAACGAGCCGGCGACAGCGAGAGGCGAGCGAGCGGGCGGCAUGAGGGGCGGCGAGAUGUUGACCGCGUCGAGGGGCGCCGGGGCGUCCUCGUCCACGGCGGCGGCGGCGGCGGCGGCGACGGUGGACCUGGCCGGCCGCGCCGGUGCCGGCGCAGGCGGCGGCGGCGGGAACUUCCCCCUCGCCGUCGCGCUCAUCGCCUUCGCCUUCGCCAACUUCCUCAACCUCCUCGCCAUCUGGUUAAAGGAGAAGAGAUGGGAUGCAAGAAAGUUUCUCACUUCAGCUGGAAUUAUUUCAUCCCUUUCUGCAACGGUGGGGAGUUUGGCCGUGGCAGUCAGUCAACAAGAAGGCGGAGAUAGUUCUUCAUUCGCGCUGGCAUUGGUUUUUGCUGCCGUUGUAAUGUAUGAUGCAUCAGGAAUUCGAUUCCACACAGGUCGCCAAGCUGCUUUGCUAAAUCAAAUAGUCUCUGAUUUCCCACCAGAACAUCCAAUUAUCUCAUCCUUCAGACCGCUACAGGAACCUCUUGGACACAGUCCAUUUCAGGUUUUUGCUGGAGCGCUUGUUGGUUGUUCAAUAGCCUAUUUGAUGGGAAAAUCUGUAUAAGAUAGUUACAAUUUGUCUUUUACACAAAUACUGUUAUGUUAAUAUAAGGAACCAUUUCUGCGAAGCUCUUGUGCAUCUCUGUGCCAUGAAAAUCUCAUCUUUUUUUACCUGGAAUAUAAAAAUCUCCUAUUGUUGAGUUGUUUGC
This is a messenger RNA of Oryza sativa Japonica Group (Japanese rice), 858 nucleotides long. RefSeq lists its product as uncharacterized. The record is from RefSeq and is a predicted model, not a curated record. Lineage: Eukaryota; Viridiplantae; Streptophyta; Magnoliopsida; Poales; Poaceae.